AACAAGUGUCACUGAGCGUGUUUGAGUAAGGGUAGAUGACAGGAAGGAGAGAGAGAGCGCGAUAGAGAGCGAGAGGGUGAUAGAGUGAGAGAAACAGAGAGAGAGAGAGAGAGACAGAGAGGAUGACAGAAAGAGAGAGAGAGAGGGAGUAGAGAAGCAGGAAAAGUAGAGUAAAAGUAAGGCAGACUUUUUUUCACAGACGCCUUGACUUCCAAAUUUCCAACAACCACACUAUGGACUCCUUGGUCAGACCAACAAUACGGCCAUGGACAACUCUCAGCCGACGCCAAAGAGCUUUUUUGCCUCCCAUUUUCCUCCAUGCUCUGCUGCUCUGGGUCUGCACAAGUGCAUGGCCAUAUGUUUCCAGGCUCCAGGAGGACAGGUGUCCGAGUGCCGAGUGGAAUGCGAUGUGUCGGUCGUGCUGCGAGUACCAGCAGAUCGGCUGCAGGUGCCCAGCUCAGGGCACCAAGGUGGGCUACGCAGUGCCCUGCUGCCCCAACGAACUGGGCGAGUGUGACCCCUGCAUCAUACACCAAGGCUGCAGUAUUUUUGAGAACUGUAAGGCGUGCAACAACGGCACAUGGAGAGCCCAGGAUGACUUCUACAUCAGAGAGCAGUACUGCUCCGAGUGUCGCCAAGGGUGGUCAGGUGGAGACUGCAUGACGUGUGGAGGUGUUAUGAGGAGGGCCCAAGGUCACUUCACUCUGGAGAGUUACCCCAUAAACGCCAGAUGUGAUUGGAUCAUCCAUGUAAACAGAGGAGUCGCCAUGGAGCUCAGGUUUACAAUGCUCAGCCUGGAGUUCGAUCACAGCUGCCGCUACGACUUUGUGGAGGUGAGAGACGGCGACAGCGCGGACUCGCCCGUGAUUGGUCGAUAUUGCGGCAGCGAGAGGCCUCCACCAAUCAGGAGCUCUGGAGACUCCUUGCACGUCCGAUUCGUGUCUGAUGGAUAUAACAACUUUGAUGGCUUCUUCGCGACAUUCCAGGAGGUCACUGCGUGCUCCUCCUCCCCCUGUCAGCACGGGGGCACCUGCUUCCUCGACCCCCUGCAGGCCUUCCGCUGCGCCUGCCCAGCCGACCAUACGGGCCCACGCUGCCAAACCCCUGUGCUUCUGAAGAGAGCCUGUGGCGCCCCUCCAAGGCCCUUGGACGGCGAGAUCGCGCUGCUGCUGCGCGGACCAUCUGGAAAUGUGCUCAGCGUGGCGCAGUACUCGUGCCACAAAUCUUACAGGCUGCAGGGCACGCCGCAGAGGACCUGCCUGGCCAACGGGACGUGGAGUGGGGUCGCACCCACCUGUGUCAAAGCGCGUGCCGCCGCGGACUCCAAGCAGAGUAACUGCCCUGAGUUACCCAAGCUCCAGCACGGCUAUCAGAAGGUGGUGCCCCAGGAGGGACCUCACACCGUGGAGUUCCACUGCAGGAACUCGCACGCGCUCAGUGGAAACAAGCGCCGGACCUGUCUGCCUGACGGAACGUGGAGUGGCAAGCAGCCACAAUGUGUGAAAGCUUGUCGUGAGCCAAAGGUGUCCAAGCUUGUCAAACAAUCGAUUCUGCCUCCGCAUGUAGCGCUGAGCAGGAGGAACACCACGCUCCAUGGGCUGUACUCUCUGACCAACCUGCGGAUCCCCGGCACAGCCUCCCUAGAUCAGGAGCUGACGGCCCCUACGGACCCCCUGCCAGACGGCUUCCAGCCCCUCUACACCCAGAUAGAGUACCAGUGUGCCUCGCCCCUCUACCAGCACUUUGGCAGCGCCCGCCGCACCUGCCUGAAGACGGGCAAGUGGAGCGGGCAGCACGUCUCCUGCUCUCCAGUGUGUGGCGCAGCGAGACCGCUCCGUCCCCAGGCGCUGGCAGACACACGGUGGCCUUGGCAAGUCGCCAUCUACCGUUACACCCCUCCCCAGCACCCCCGCUAUCACCACCGCCAUGGAGCUCCCAGUGAGGAGGAGAAAGGAGGAGGAGGAGGAGGAGGAGGACGCUGGGAGCUGGCGUGCAGCGGGGCGCUGGUGAACCAGUACAGUGUGGUGGUGGCGGCGCACUGCGUGGUCCAUGCCGACUCCGAGGCUGGUACUGCAGGGCGAGGUACCAGUGCUGCCCGUCACGUGCGCGCCGCGGAUGUGAAAGUCGUGAUGGGCAAGGACCAGUUAAGAGGGGAGAUAGACGUGCAGACGUCUGACCUGCUGCGGGUCGCUGCCAUCUUGGUUCAUCCAGACUACAAGUCCACUGGGCCCGACUCGGACCUGGCGGUUCUGAAGCUCCUGGACAAGGCUCGUAUCAGCCAGCGCGUGGCGCCCGUGUGUCUGCCGCGCCUGCAGGGCGGGGAGGUGACGGCCCAGCAGGGGUAUGCCUUGGACUGGUCCCUGCCCCAAGACGGUGCACCGCAGGUGGGGCUGGCCUCGGCUCGCACCGGCCUAAUCGAGCUGAGUGACGUGCUGCAAUGUGAGAGGCAGCACCGUCGCGACGGCGUGGCCGAUAAUGUCACAGACAACAUGCUGUGCGGUCGCCAGCAUCCCCUGAGUCCCUGGCCGCUGUGCCAGACCUACUCGGGAGGUGGGGUGGUCGUGGCCCAGUCGUCUCCUUCUCCUCGGCGGUCCUCGUCCUCGUCGCCCCCAUCGGGCCGUAGCAAACAGGACGAAGGCGAUGGCAAAGUCUCCUGGGAGCUGGUGGGUCUGGUGAACUUUGGCUACGGUCAAGGAAAGUGUAGUCCGGGCCUUUACAUGACCUACACACGGGUCAACAACUUCAAAGACUGGCUGGAGAAGAACAUGAAGUAGAGGAAAAGGUCUUCUGUUGAACUGUCGGCCGGCAGUGAACUAUUCUGCACUGGGCUGGAACUUCCGGACUCUCAGGGGUUUUGAGAUACUGGCGUUUGUAUUUCAAGGGACACCGUGUGAGAUUUUUAGUUGUUUAUUUCCAGAAUUCAUGCUGCCCAUUCACUAAUGUUAUUACCCUUUUUAUGAAUACUUACCACCACCAUCAAAGUAUUCAUUAUGAUUUGAAAAAUUGCACUUUUCAUACAUGAAAAGGGGGAUCUUCUCCAUGGUCCGCCAUUUUGAAUUUCCAAAAAUAGCCAUUUUUAGCUGCAAAAAUGACUCUACUUGGACCAUACUAGAAAUUAUUUCUUUAUUACUUAGUAAACUUUCAUCUAAAUAUCAAAUUUGGUGAUAGCCAACCCAGUUUCAAUGAGCAGCAUAGUUCCAGUACCUUUUUUGACCAUUUCCUGCACAGUGUCCCUUUAAGUGCAGUGUUUCAAGCAGCACAUAUGGCUGCCCCCAGGGGUGGUUCAUCUAGAAUAGAAUUGGCAGGGGGGCAGACGUGGGGUUCAUGUGUUUUUAGGGCAAAAUACUAUAUACAUUUCAUUUUAUAUUUAGCUUCUCAUUUAUUGUCAUUACAAAUCAUGAAUUAAAUCAUUAGUACAGUACAGUAUAGGAACCAUAUCAAAGCAGGUGUACUUCUGCAGGGGCCCUGGCCUGGGCCACACGGCACCUCCACCCGCCCUUCCAGAACUCCCUACUGCACAGUAUGCUGCUCCCCAUCCAAGUACCAACCCUGGGUUCAGCAAGUAAAUACCUCAUUACAAAAUACAAAUAUGUUAGGUUUUUACUUUCUGAAGCCACAAUUGUAACUUCUGGAACUUCUAGUCUAAAACCCCUACCCAGCUCAAGAUUGAGAUGUUUAUUUAUAAUGUUUCAGCACCUACAAAGCACUACAUUUUGUUGUACGAUAAAUC
Engraulis encrasicolus (European anchovy) is the source of this 3730-nucleotide messenger RNA. RefSeq names its product peptidase domain containing associated with muscle regeneration 1a (gene pamr1a). The transcript is spliced from 14 exons. Gene Ontology annotation, biological process: proteolysis. The record is from RefSeq and is a predicted model, not a curated record. The coding region runs from base 234 to 2774 and encodes 846 amino acids. Lineage: Eukaryota; Metazoa; Chordata; Actinopteri; Clupeiformes; Engraulidae. Gene Ontology annotation, molecular function: serine-type endopeptidase activity.